AUGGAGUACAUGGGAAGCAAUAUAACAUACAACAAAGACAUAUACAGUGAGUUUAAGUACUAUUGUGAACAGCAUGAGAUUGAAGUAAUGAGUAAAGGAGACUUUGAAACGCUUAUGAAAGACAGUGAGGAGGUCGUUCAUGAGAACAGUGUUGAAAUAGUUCACGAGAACAGUGAUGAAAUAGUUCAUGAGAACAGUGAUGAAAUAGUUCAUGAGAACAGUGUUGAAAUAGUUCAUGAGAACAGUGAGGAGGUCAUACAUGAGAACAGUGAUGAAAUAGUUCAUGAGAACAGUGAGGAGGUCAUACAUGAAUGCAAUGAUGAAAUAGUUCAUGAUGUCGUUCGUGAAGAAGCCAUUGCAACAAAGAAUGAGAUAAAGGAUUUCAUAGAACUUAACAAGGAGGAGUUUAAAGAAGGCUAUGAAGUGAAAAGAUGUGAAGAAGAUUUCUUGGCGUAUUUGAAGAAAAAGAGACUAAAGCCAAUGGCUCAAAAUAAGUUUCAAUCGAUGUUUGAAAAGAAACGUUUGAGCUAUGGUGGUGUAAGAAGCACAUAUUACUUUGUUAAGAAGUGA
Trichomonas vaginalis G3 is the source of this 570-nucleotide messenger RNA. RefSeq names its product phage fiber proteins family. The coding region runs from base 1 to 570 and encodes 189 amino acids. Lineage: Eukaryota; Parabasalia; Trichomonadida; Trichomonadidae. The record is from RefSeq and is a predicted model, not a curated record. The transcript has a single exon.